Molecule: messenger RNA, 696 nt
Organism: Danio aesculapii
Lineage: Eukaryota; Metazoa; Chordata; Actinopteri; Cypriniformes; Danionidae
Gene: psma1
Product: proteasome 20S subunit alpha 1
Exons: 6
Coding region: 37-564 (175 amino acids)
Cellular component (GO): proteasome core complex, alpha-subunit complex; proteasome core complex; nucleus
Source: RefSeq, a predicted model, not a curated record
GUGUGUGUGUGUGUGUGUUUGUCUUUCAGUAACUUCAUGCGUCAGGAGUGUUUGGACUCCAGGUUUGUCUUCGACCGGCCGCUGCCAGUGUCCAGACUGGUGUCCCUCAUCGGCAGCAAGACUCAGAUCCCCACGCAGCGUUACGGCAGGCGUCCGUAUGGAGUCGGUCUGCUGAUCGCAGGAUAUGAUGACAUGGGGCCGCACAUCUUCCAGACGUGUCCUUCUGCUAAUUACUUCGACUGUAAGGCCAUGUCCAUCGGUGCGCGCUCGCAGUCCGCCAGAACAUACCUGGAGCGUCAUAUGGAGGCCUUCACCGACUGUAAUCUGAAUGCUCUGGUCCAGCAUGGUCUGCGUGCGCUGCGAGAGACUCUUCCAGCUGAACAGGAUCUCACCACUAAGAACGUGUCCAUCGGCAUUGUGGGAAAGGACAUGGAGUUCACCAUCUAUGAUGACGAUGAUGUGGCUUCAUUCCUUGAGGGUUUGGAGGAGCGACCGCAGAGACGGGUCGCUCCGCCGGCUGAUGAAGCGGCUCCGGCUGUUCCUGAUGAGCCCAUGGAGCACUAGCGAGUGCCCUAGAUCUGUCUGCUCCUCAAAUAAACCCAAACACACUUAACCUGGUCACACAUCCUACAGUGCGCAGUCAAACAUGUUUUCUGUCUGUGAGGUGAAGAGUAAUAAAGGCGUUGCUUGUUUCUG